Messenger RNA from Benincasa hispida (wax gourd), 1293 nucleotides. RefSeq names its product DNAse I-like superfamily protein. Gene Ontology annotation, molecular function: phosphatidylinositol-3,4,5-trisphosphate 5-phosphatase activity; inositol-polyphosphate 5-phosphatase activity; phosphatidylinositol-4,5-bisphosphate 5-phosphatase activity. The record is from RefSeq and is a predicted model, not a curated record. NCBI's taxonomy places the organism in Eukaryota, Viridiplantae, Streptophyta, Magnoliopsida, Cucurbitales, Cucurbitaceae. Gene Ontology annotation, biological process: phosphatidylinositol dephosphorylation.
AUGGCUGGGAAGCAUGGAGAAGUCAUGUGGCCAAGAUUGGUUGCUAAUAAGAUUUUGAAGAAAAGAAUGGGAAGCAACAACUUUGUGGCAGAUAUUCCAACCAAUUAUAAUUCAGAAGCUUUGCUUGAGAUUCCACUCUUUGGUCAAUCUUCUUCUGUCCCAAAUGCCUUCUAUAAACCUCCCAUCCAAAAUUACAAGGUUUUUGUUAGUACAUGGAAUGUUGGAGGAGUUGCACCAAAUGAAGAUUUGGACAUGGAGGAUUGGGUGGACAUUUCUUGUGACAUCUAUGUUUUUGGUUUCCAAGAAAUUGUGCCAUUGAAGGCUUCGAAUGUGUUUGGAUCAGAGAAUAGAAAAAUAUGUUCAGAAUGGAAUUCAAUGAUAAGAGAAGCUUUAAAGAAGAAAGUGAAACAAAAUUUCAAGUGUAUAAUAAGCAAGCAAAUGGUUGGAAUAAUGAUCUCGAUUUGGGUACGAAGUGAUCUUCAUCCAUUUAUUCGAAGCCCAAGUGUAUCUUGCAUUGGUUGUGGCAUUAUGAGCUGCCUUGGCAACAAGGGAUCAGUAUCAGUUAGAUUUCGAUUGCAUGAAACAAGCUUCUGUUUUGUGUGCACUCAUUUGGCAUCGGGAGGAAAAGAAGGAGAUGAAAAGAACAGAAAUCAAAAUAUUUCUGACAUUUUAUGUCGGACUUCUUUUCCAAAAGGCCCUUCUCUUGAUUUACCCAAAAAAAUCCUCCAACAUGAGCGAGUGGUAUUGCUUGGGGACUUGAAUUAUAGAGUUUCUCUACCAGAAGCAACUACAAGAUUGUUGGUUGAAAGAAAAGAUUGGGACACUUUAUUACAAAAUGAUCAGCUAAAGAUGGAGAUGAUGGAUGGUCAAGUAUUGGAAGGAUGGAAAGAAGGGAACAUCAAAUUUGGACCAACUUACAAAUAUUAUAGAAAUUCAGAGAUUUAUUAUGGAGGUUUACAUGGCCUUAAAGCUGAAAAAAGGAGAGCUCCUGCAUGGUGUGAUCGAAUUAUAUGGAAUGGAAAAGGGCUAAAACAAGUAUCAUACAAUCGAGGGGAAUCAAAUCUAUCAGAUCAUAGACCUGUAAUGGCCAUUUUUAUAGCAGAAGUUGACAUUUCAACAAACCUAAAAACUAUGCGUAGUUACUUUUUAUCAAAUAGAUUUGAACAGCUAAAUAAUUCUAAUACUCCAUUUGUGGAGAACGAGGACGAGGACGAAAACGAACACGAGGAGAUAUUUUCGACUGUUAAUUUCGUAUGUAAGAACAAAUCAACCUUUCAAGACCACCUUAAAUGA